This is a messenger RNA of Bactrocera neohumeralis, 1940 nucleotides long. RefSeq lists its product as uncharacterized. Lineage: Eukaryota; Metazoa; Arthropoda; Insecta; Diptera; Tephritidae. Bases 895 to 1620 code for a protein of 241 amino acids. The transcript is spliced from 2 exons. The record is from RefSeq and is a predicted model, not a curated record.
GUUUUCGUGAAAAUGGUUUUAUUUUAAUUUAUUUAUCAACAAGUGGUUACCUGUGAUUGUGAGGGCUGGCUAUACUGUUUAAGUAUUUAAAUAAAAAUUUUUGUUAUUACGAAAAUAUAAAGCAAAACAAGAAACAAAUUUAAAAAUAAAAAAAAUGUAUAUGAAAUAGUGGCAACUUGAAGUAAAAUACAAAUAAAUAUGUAUAGCAAUGUUGUGAAAGAGAAGAGAUGAGAAAAUUUGUCCCGCUUUGGGCGAUGCGUUUGUUUUUAUCAUGGUGAUCCAAUGCUGCUGUGUCUUGUUUUUAUGGUAGCUCGUACUCCAUCCUCAAAUGUGUUGAAAGCACGAUAAGCAAUAUUGUGAUCAACGAACGACAAAACGACGAGGUGUGAUGUGUUUCUACAGUUUCUUUGCGAUUCAGUCAUCUAUUUUGUGUUCGCUGAGAUUUAGUAGCAAUUCAAAAAUUUACGAAAAAAUACGAUUUUGAGCGAACUUAAUUUGUUUUGAAUGAAAUUCAAAAUACGCACCGCCACAAAAAUACGAUUGAAUAUAAGAUAAUAUUGUCGAGAAGGCUUUUAAGUGCAAUAAUCACACACACACAUACGGAUAUAAACAAAACGAUUCCGUGUAACUCCAAACGAUAACUUCGUAUCAUACCGUACCGAAGUGGAAGUAUAUUUGCGUACGUGCCGAAAGUGAUAAUCAAAAAGUAAUUUCAAGCAACAACACCGUCAGCGUACUAAAUAAAAUUAGUAUUAAACACAGCUCUGGAAAUCAAAACAAAGCAGAAGCUACAUUAAACAUAGCGCUGUAGCUAAUCUGGGCGUCAACAGCUGGCAAGUGCAUUUUUCAACCACAAAUUCAUAAAGAAGUUAUUAAGUUUUACCGGCUCUUAAAAUGGCGACAAACAGUUUAACAUCGUAUAUAGUUUCCAAAUACGAAGGUUUAUGCAAUUAUAUGGAGCAAGACACAAUUGGCACGCAAGCUGCUAUAUAUGGUACAUCCGGUCUAAUGCUACUGAUUGCAUAUAUUAAACGCAAACCGGCAUAUUUGGUGCGUCCUUUCAAAAAACCUUCGCACAUCCCAGAGAAGUUGAUAAAUGAACGCAUUAUGCAUACUGGACUAAUACGUGAUAUAAAAAUGAAAGAUCAGGAUACCAUAUUGCUCAUCAGCCACAGACCGCUAAUACCGAUAUUCGCCAGCAAGGAUAGAGUAUUGCCCGUUAAGUUGCCCGGCAUUAAAGUGAAUGGUAAUGGUGUAUCUUGGUUGCAAUCAUGCAUAGUUGGUCGUCGUGCUACUUUCUUACCACUGGCAAAAAGUAAAAGUGAUGAUUUUGUUGUGAGUCAACUGUGUUUAGUGCACCCGCCCAAAGGUGGACGUCUAAUCGACAUAUCCGAAACCUUAUUGAAAUUAUGUUUUGCACGCUUUGCGCCCGACGAGGCUGCCGCUGUGAAGCGUAAUGCCAAAUAUUAUGAUCAUCUAAAGAAAGUGGAAGCGAGCGCAUUGACAAAACAAUCCUGGAUGUAUUGGUUAGCUAAACAUCCAUCACUGUGGAGUAUGCUGCUUGAUGCAAAGGCCAAAAUAUUUUCGCGAAAAUCUUUACUGCCGGAACUAGUACGCUAAGGAGCCGUAAAUAUUACCAAACGUUUGCUGUGUGCUAAACAGCGUUUGGAUCUUACAUAACGAACUUUACUUCAAACUCUGUGAGGAAAGUCUGCGACUUUUAUGACAUUUUGAUAGCGUGCUUCUGCAUAGAAAACAAUACGUUUUUAGUACUUAGAAAUUUUAAGUGCCUACUUUUAUGAAUGCUUGCAUUUGUUUUGCAAUUUUUGUUUAAUGAAUUUAAAUUUUUGACAUUGUAUAUACAUUGCUCCACUCACAAUCUGGCGCCACUUUAAUGUCAAUAAAUACUGUUUAUAAAACGGUAGAAAUUAUUAUUGAAA